This is a messenger RNA of Cavia porcellus (domestic guinea pig), 1845 nucleotides long. It is a transcript of the gene Tada3, whose product is annotated as transcriptional adaptor 3. The record is from RefSeq and is a predicted model, not a curated record. The transcript is spliced from 10 exons. Gene Ontology annotation, biological process: regulation of transcription by RNA polymerase II. NCBI's taxonomy places the organism in Eukaryota, Metazoa, Chordata, Mammalia, Rodentia, Caviidae. Gene Ontology annotation, molecular function: transcription coactivator activity. Gene Ontology annotation, cellular component: SAGA complex. The coding region runs from base 242 to 1540 and encodes 432 amino acids.
UUACCCGCAAGUCGCAGUGGGCACACCCGCCGUCUCCCCGCCCCGCGUGCGCGGCAGGGGCCGCCCAUAACCAGUUCCGGGGCGGUUUCUCGGAUUGACCCGAGCUCCUCGCCCCCCCUCCGCGGCCCCGGGGGCUUUAGGAGGCCGCGGAGAGGAGGCACUGAACUGGGCUCUUGACGAGCAGCAUCUCUUAAUCCUCAGAACGUCCCGGGGAGCUCUGCAGGGUCCCACCUCCUGGGCCAUGAGUGAGCUGAAGGACUGCCCAUUGCAGUUUCAUGACUUCAAGUCUGUGGACCACCUCAAGGUCUGUCCCCGUUACACAGCAGUGCUGGCCCGCUCUGAGGAUGAUGGCAUCGGCAUCGAGGAGCUCGACACCCUCCAGCUGGAGCUUGAGACCCUGCUGUCCUCUGCCAGCCGGCGCUUGCGUGUGUUGGAAGCUGAAACCCAGAUCCUCACUGACUGGCAGGAUAAGAAAGGUGACCGGCGACUCCUGAAGCUAGGUCGAGACCACGAGCUUGGAGCUCCUCCCAAACACGGAAAGCCCAAGAAACAGAAACUGGAAGGCAAGGCGGGACAUGGGCCAGGUCCUGGCCCUGGGCGACCCAAAUCCAAAAACCUUCAACCCAAGAUCCAGGAGUAUGAAUUCACUGAUGACCCAAUCGAUGUGCCACGGAUCCCCAAGAAUGAUGCCCCCAACAGGUUCUGGGCCUCUGUGGAACCCUACUGUGCUGAUAUCACCAGCGAGGAAGUGCGCACGCUAGAGGAACUCCUGAAACCACCAGAAGAUGAGGCUGAACAUUACAAGAUCCCACCCCUGGGAAAGCAUUAUUCCCAGCGCUGGGCCCAGGAGGACCUGCUGGAGGAGCAGAAGGAUGGGGCCCGAGCGGCAGCCGUAGCUGACAAGAAGAAGGGCCUCAUGGGGCCACUGACUGAACUGGAUACCAAAGAUGUGGAUGCCCUGCUGAAGAAAUCUGAGGCCCAGCAUGAGCAGCCAGAAGAUGGGUGCCCCUUUGGUGCCCUGACACAGCGCCUCCUUCAGGCCCUAGUGGAGGAAAAUAUUAUUUCCCCUAUGGAGGACUCUCCCAUUCCUGAUAUGUCUGGGAAAGAAUCUGGGGCCGAUGGGGCGAGCACCUCUCCCCGCAAUCAGAACAAGCCCUUCAGUGUGCCCCAUACCAAGUCCCUGGAGAGCCGCAUCAAGGAGGAGCUGAUUGCACAGGGCCUGCUGGAGUCCGAGGACCGCCCUGCAGAAGACUCAGAGGACGAGGUGCUUGCUGAGCUGCGCAAGCGGCAGGCCGAGCUGAAAGCACUCAGUGCUCACAACCGCACCAAGAAGCAUGACCUGCUGAGGUUGGCCAAGGAAGAGGUGAGCCGGCAGGAGCUAAGACAGCGAGUCCGCAUGGCAGACAAUGAGGUCAUGGAUGCCUUUCGCAAGAUCAUGGCUGCACGGCAGAAGAAGCGGACUCCCACCAAAAAGGAAAAGGAUCAGGCCUGGAAGACCCUGAAGGAGCGGGAGAGCAUCCUGAAGCUGCUGGACGGGUAGCUCGCCGCCCCCCGGCUGCUGCCCUGGCCUUGGGGAGGCCCACUUCCUUCCACGGUGCCAGAAGCCGUGCCUGGGCUGCCCGUCAGAGGGGGGCAGUUUGGAGAGGACCGUGGCCUCCUAAUGUCCUCGGGCCCCCUCAGUCUAGGCAGGAUGCAGGAGGCCCUGCGAGGCUGGCCUGAAGCCCAGUUUCUGCUUGGCCUCAAGAUGGGGCUUUAUGUCUGGGGCUUCCUCUUUUCCCUCUUCCCCAUUCCUCCUUCCCUUCUUGCCCUCAAGGACUUCUGCCUUGUGGUUUUGUAAAGUGCAAA